AUGUCGAACUCCGAACAGCCCAGUCAUAGCUCGACUCCGAGAUCCUUCACAAGCCAGACUGUCUCUGCAGAAGACUUACUCAAGUCGCAGACGGUUGGUCUGGUGCAUCUCUCCGAUUUUCGCAAACGCCGCGCAGAGGUCCUCGAGCAGAAAGAACGAGAAGCCCAUGAUAAAUCGCUUGGGAGAAGCUCAGCCGGUAUUUCUAGAAGUGCCACUCCUUCUACGGGCGACAUAACUGACGGCGACGGCCCUCCCAAGAAGAAAAAGAAGAAGCCGCUCGUGAAGAGCAAGCUCUCAUUCCACAACGACGAGGAGGAAGAGGAAGAGGUCGACAGCGCUGCCGGUACCCCACGCGAUUCCAGUGUUCCGCGGUCCGCCUCGAGGACUCCAGUCGACGAUGGCUCUGCGCCACCAUCACGGCGCAUCACACCCAACCCCAAUGCCCCUCCACCACCGAAGGCGAUGACAAAAGCGGCCUUGAAAGCCGAGGCAGAGGCGCGCGAUGCUCUCCGUCGGGAGUUCCUGGCCAUGCAGGAGGCCGUGAAGAACACCGAGAUAUUGAUUCCCUUUAUCUUCUACGAUGGAACGAAUAUCCCCGCUGGGACAGUUAAAGUCAAAAAGGGCGACCCCGUGUGGCUGUUUCUCGACAGAUGCCGGAAGGUCGGAGCCGAGCUCGGCGUCAGUGGUAACAGCCAAGCAUCCAAAGCGCGCAAAGACAACCGGCGCGAAUGGGCUAGAAUUAGUGUCGAUGACUUGAUGCUGGUCAAGGGCGAGGUCAUUGUGCCACAUCACUACGAGCUAUACUAUUUUAUUGCCAACAGCGUCCCCAGCUACACAAGCGCCGGUGGCCUGCUGUUCGAUUACUCUAACAAGCCGCCGGCGGCUUCACAAACCGACGAUCCUCUCUCAAAGCCGAAUAGUGAUCAGUUGGAAGGAGCUGAUAAGGAUCCCACCCUGACCAAGGUGGUCGAUAGACGCUGGUAUGAGCGCAACAAGCACAUCUUCCCUGCGAGCCUGUGGCGGGAAUAUGAACCUGGACCGGAGUUUGAGGAAAAAAUGCGGACGACAAGGCGCGAUGCGUCCGGAAAUACGUUCUUCUUCUAGAGCGCUGGUGCAGGGAAGAGUAGACUUAUAGGGGAUGUGCUAGAGAGCGAGAAGUGUUAUGUAUGCUAAGAUACCCGUAUAAACCCUUUGGCAGUAUAUAGUCGAAGUUGAGAUAUUUACCAUUUUGAGA
Molecule: messenger RNA, 1234 nt
Organism: Aspergillus japonicus CBS 114.51
Lineage: Eukaryota; Fungi; Ascomycota; Eurotiomycetes; Eurotiales; Aspergillaceae
Product: FAM50/XAP5 family protein
Exons: 3
Coding region: 1-1104 (367 amino acids)
Biological process (GO): chromatin organization
Cellular component (GO): nucleus
Source: RefSeq, a predicted model, not a curated record